Thamnophis sirtalis is the source of this 947-nucleotide messenger RNA. Lineage: Eukaryota; Metazoa; Chordata; Lepidosauria; Squamata; Natricidae. The record is from RefSeq and is a predicted model, not a curated record.
CCUUUCUUCCGACUUCUGAACCUGCGCAGGCUGGGCCUGAGUGACAAUGAGAUCCAGCGCCUCCCUCCCGAAGUGGCCAAUUUCAUGCAGCUGGUGGAGCUGGACAUCUCCCGCAAUGACAUCCCGGAGAUUCCCGAGAGCAUCAAGUUCUGCAAGUCCCUGGAGAUUGCCGACUUCAGCGGAAACCCCUUGUCCAGGCUCCCCGAAGGCUUCACCCAGCUGCGCAACCUGGGCCACCUGGCCUUGAACGACGUCUCCUUGCAGAGCCUGCCCAGUGACGUUGGCAACUUGGCAAACCUGGUGACUUUGGAGCUUCGUGAGAAUCUGCUGAAGUGCCUCCCGGCAUCACUCUCCUUCCUUGUGAAAUUGGAGCAGCUGGACCUUGGGGGCAACGACCUUGAAGUGUUGCCAGAUACCCUGGGCGCCCUGCCAAACCUGCGUGAGCUCUGGCUGGACAGGAACCAGCUCUCCUGCCUGCCCCCUGAGCUGGGCAACCUCCGUCGGCUGGUCUGCCUGGACGUCUCCGAGAACAAGCUGGAGCAGCUGCCCGAUGAGAUUGGCGGCUUGGUGGUGCUGACGGACCUGCUUCUGUCACAGAACCUGCUGGAGGUGAUUCCCGAGGGCAUUGGCCAGCUGAAGCAGCUCUCCAUCCUGAAGGUUGACCAGAAUCGUCUGACGGAGGUGACCGAAGCCAUUGGGGACUGUGCCAACCUGUCGGAGCUCAUCCUCACCGAGAACCUGCUACAGACCCUCCCCAGGUCUCUGGGGAAACUCACCAAGCUGACCAACCUCAACGUGGACCGGAACCGCCUGAAGGUGCUCCCUGCAGAGAUUGGGGGCUGCAGCAGCCUGAACGUCCUCUCCCUUCGGGACAACCGCCUGGACUGGCUGCCCCCGGAGCUUGCUGGCACCGCUGAGCUGCACGUCCUGGAUGUAGCGGGCAACCG